Molecule: messenger RNA, 4172 nt
Organism: Ahaetulla prasina
Lineage: Eukaryota; Metazoa; Chordata; Lepidosauria; Squamata; Colubridae
Gene: MUL1
Product: mitochondrial E3 ubiquitin protein ligase 1
Exons: 5
Coding region: 1018-2043 (341 amino acids)
Biological process (GO): organelle organization; protein ubiquitination
Cellular component (GO): mitochondrion
Molecular function (GO): ubiquitin-protein transferase activity
Source: RefSeq, a predicted model, not a curated record
AUCAAAGAAGCUGAGAUUGAGCAAGGCAGUGGUCGGAGGGGGCUUCUAAAUUUACAGAGAAGAGGAGAUGCCUGGACAAUUCCUUUGAAUUAAGCUCAGCUCCAAGGCAUCGUGCAGAUCUCUUGGCAAGAGCCUGGAAGAAGUUUGACCUUUUGCAGGAUAUUUGUUUUCAUCCAAUUUACAACCCUUAGCUCGCCUAGUGGCCUCCCAUCCUAAUGCUAAUGAAUUCCUGCUCUUGGGGCUUCCCUGCAAUGCUCAGAGACUGCUGCCCUCCCCGAUCCAGCGCCAUCCUCCGGGACUUCAGUUCCCAUAGUCCCCUGCCCUCGUGGCAUCAGCCGGGGAUGGUGAGAAUUGGAGUCCCCUACACCAGGGAACAUUAGGGAAGGAUGCUUUUCUGGUCGACUUUUGUGCCGAGUUGCUCGACGGAGUUUUCUGCUGCUGCUGGAGGUCCUGGGUGCGAAACACACAGGUGGGGCUUCAUUUUGCCUCUCCCCCCCCACUCCACUCGGAUUUCAAUCUGCAUAAAAAUGGAGAUUUAAGGGUGGGGGUUGAAGAUGUAAAAGCAACUCUGGGUGAGAGCAAAAAGAAAAGGAUGCCAGGUAGGCCAAGCAGGCAGAAGCCCUAUCUAGAGGAGAGGAAUGGCCAAAAUUAGCUUGCAACGCAAAGGAGGGGGCAAAGUAGCUGACAUGAAGCCCUUGCUGGUUAGCUCCAGGCCCCCAUGAAAAACUUCCGAAAGUUACAACAUCAUUGCAAGGUAGGCCAGGUAGCCGGAAAAAAAUAGGUUUAAAAAAACUUUUUCAAGGAAAGAGUCACCUCUACACUUUUCCAAAGUCUAUGUGCCCGCAGUGACCAUAUCUGACCUCAGAGUCGCACUUCCGGUUUCUUCUAGCCCCGUUUUUAACUGCUCUAGGCAAACGCUCUGGCGCGCGGCCUUUUGACGUCAUCAAGCGUCGCUUCUUCCCGGAAGUGCCUUGCCGGAGCGCACGGACGUAGGGAAGCCACCCUCUAGUGAUAACUAUGGAUUCCGCCGGUCACCCUUCGAUGGGUGAAAUUAUCCUUCUGGCAACCAGUUCGGCCGUCACUGCAAUCCUCUAUGCCGUUUACAGACACAAGUCAAAAGUUGCAGACAGUCUGAAGAGUGCUAAAAAGGUCACCCUGGAUCAGGAUUUAAAGAAUCUGCUGAUGGAAGCCCCAGGGAAAUGCGUCCCCUAUGCGGUGAUAGAAGGUGUGGUGCGCUCUGUCAAGGAAAGCCUCAACAGCCAGUUUGUGGACAGUUGCAAGGGGGUGGUCCAGAGGCUGACCCUUCAGGAGCACAAGAUGGUGUGGAACCGGACCACCCACUUCUGGAACAAUUAUGAAAAGAUCAUCCACCAGAGGACAAACACGGUCCCUUUCGAUCUGGUAGCCCCGGGGAGCGAGGGCCCCCCCGACGUGGCCGUGAGGGUCCUGAAGCCCCUCAGUGCUGCCGAGCUGAGCCUGGAGACCGUCUACGAGAGGUUCCACCCCUCGGUGCAGUCCUUGACUGACGCCAUCGGCCACUACAUCAGUGGAGAGCGACCCAAGGGCAUCAAGGAGACCGAAGAGAUGCUGACCGUUGGGGCGGCCCUCACCGGGGUCGGCGAGCUCGUCCUGGACAGCAGCACCAUCAAGCUGCAGCCCCCCAAGCAGGGCCUGCGCUACUGCCUGAGCAGCCUGGGGUUCAAGACGUUGCUUGAGCGGCAGGAGUCGAGCGUCCGGUUCUGGAAGGUCCUGACGACCCUCUGCGGGCUGGCCAGCUGCGCCCUCCUCAUCUUUGUUCUGCACAAACAGUACCGGUGUCAGCGGGAGAAGCGGCGGCUGCGUCAGAUGCUGGAGGGCAUCGCCGCCGGAGGGGAUGCCACCAACACCUGCGUGGUCUGCCUGGGCAACGGCCGGGCCUGCGUUUUCCUCGAGUGCGGGCACGUGUGCUCCUGCCUCAAGUGUUACGAGGCCCUGCCCAGGCCCCCCCGCUGCCCCAUCUGCAGGCAGCUGAUCGCCAGGGUGGUGCCCUUGUACAACAGCUGAGGGGCGACGACCCCCCUCUCAGGCUACUGUAGGAACUGGUUUGAACAUUGCUGCGUAAAACGGGGAGCGGGUUUCGUGGGAGGGGAGGGGGCUUAGCGGUAGCUCUUUGAGCAGAUCGACAAAGCCAAGUGGUGUUGCUCCCACACUCAAUCUGGAAUCGAACUGCCGGCUGUGGCUUUGGUAAAAAUGCCGAAACGAAGGUUCUUCUCUUUUCUUUGCGCGUGUGAAUAAAUCGUCUUUAGAUGUUGCUUGUUGGAGAACUCCCAGGAUGAUGUUUCUGGAGCCGUGUGGCGUUCAACGCACCUUUUUGAUUCAUUGGCGCUUUGUGUGUUUGGCCCUGAAUGUUAUUUUUCAGUUCCAUUUCCCUGCCUACUCAGGUCCCAGAAUAAAAGGAGGUUGCCUUGCCCUUGCUUCAGAGGCAGCUUUGGCUAUUUUUGCCUCUAAAGGAUCUUACAUGUGUCGGGAAAGAGAUGGAAGGGGAAAGAAAUUAUAUUUAAAGAGGGGAGAGAACCAUGGCUGUGUUGGAAAUUACUGGAUAGCCAAGCAAAGCCUCCUUGGAGUUUCAGACCCGGAACCAAGUCUCUUUCAAAUGGCCUUACACACCUAACCUGGAUAGCCCAAGCACGCAAUCACACUCAAGAGCCGUGGGCAUCCUGAGAGUCAGAAAAGAAGGAAAAUAAAUUUUGCUAAAUGCUGUGAAUGCGCCUCCCGCCUGAUCAAUAUUUAACCCUUUUUGCGUAACUAAAAACUCUGGUUGCAGUUUCUGAGGGAGCAGGUUGCCGCAUGCAUGUGUACGAACGGAGGCGGCAACCGAGAUGCUUUUUUUGGGGAACUCAAAAGUGUUGAUUGGAAACCUGCUUCUGGUCUCUUCUGGAGACCGUUAGGGGGCAGUGUUGUCCUUGUGGUCUCCUCUGCUGUCUCGGUGUGCCGCUGUCCCUUGGGUGCAGGCACCUUGGCGAAGCAAAGCAGGCGGGAAGCAGGCCAGCCCGCUUAAAUUUCUCUGCCCGCCUCACCCACGGCAUGGCCUCUACUGCCAAGUAAACAGAAUUUCCUUGGCGGCCCCAAGGCCUUAGAGACUUAGAAAUAACUUUAUUGUCACUUUGAAUGUACACUAACCAGCAUUGCAUACAGCUGAUCAGCAAGGGUCCAUACCCAAGAAUUGGGAACGUCUAAUUUAAUAAAAAGAAGGACCAGAGGUGACCUGAUAGUCUUCCAAUAUUUGAGGGUCUCCCACAAAGAAGAGGAGGGGGUCCACCCCUUCUCCAAAGCCCCUGAAGGCAGGACAAGAAGCAACGGAGGGGAAACUCAUCUGAGAGAAGCAGCCUGGAAGUAAGGAGAAACUUCCUAACAGUGAGGACAAUUAAUCAGUGGAACAGCUUGCCACCAGAAGUUGUAGGUGCUCCAUCACUGGAGGUCUUCAAGCGGAGACUGGACAGCCAUUUGUUAGGGAUUGUUGAGGGUUUCCUGCGCCAGCAGGGGGUUGGACUAGAAGACCUCCAAGGUCUGAUUUCUCUUAGAUCACAUACAUCUUACAUCAUCCCCACGGUCACAUGAUCAAAAUUAAGGCGCUAGGCAAAUGACUCGUACUUAUGACAGUCGCAAUGUCCCAGGGUCACGUGAUCCCCUUUUGCAGCCUUCUGACAAGCAGAAGUCAAGGGGGAAGCCGGAUUCGCUUAACGACCGCGUUGCUCAUUGAACAACCGCAUCGAUUGGCUUCACCCUCAUGCCAAGAAAGGUUGUGAAGCGGGGGAGGGGUGUGUGUGUGUGUGUGUGUGCAAAACUCACCCAACAGCUGUCUUGCUUAGAUGGGGAAAGUGGGGGGGGCUCAGUGGUGGUCAUAUGCGCCUGAUUCUAGGGCAAAGCCCCCCCCCCCCCCGAACCCGGGCUUGGAGGGCAGGAAUGGCUGCUGGGAACCUUCACGUGAAAAGGAAGGAAAAGAGAGGGGCGCUUUGUAGAAACAAGGCAGGAGGGUGUGUGUCUAUUUUCCCCAGUCAGUGAGUCAGUCUCUGUGUGUGUGUGUGGUUGUGUGUUGUGUGUGUGCGUGCUUGUGCGCGCCUGGCGCUUGCAGCCAAGCCUGGUUUGGGCGUCCAUCCCACUUUUUCUUCUUCUUCUUCUUUCUUUCGGGACUC